Molecule: messenger RNA, 1231 nt
Organism: Alternaria rosae
Lineage: Eukaryota; Fungi; Ascomycota; Dothideomycetes; Pleosporales; Pleosporaceae
Exons: 1
Coding region: 224-1141 (305 amino acids)
Source: RefSeq, a predicted model, not a curated record
UUUCACACAACAAUAACAAGGUCGCAGAGGUCGAUGAAGGAUACUAUACCUUCGGUAACCGCAUGCGCUCUCUGCCUUUACCCCUGCCGCGCGGUACUAGAGUGGCUAGGGGUCGUUAGGCAGCAGGCUACUUAGUGAGUGGCGGCGCCGCACUACUCUCAGAACCAGCCCGGGUCAUGCAGCAAGGUUCAAAAUAAAUACUGUAGGUCUGCUAACAUUUCACAUGUCUACUUUGCGUCUUUCCAGCCUUCCUUUUCGUCUACAAAACGCUUGGCGCUCGUUGAAAGACCGCAAGAUGGGUUCACCACAGAAUGUCCCCGUGCCAGAAGCCUGCACUCCAGGCUCUCUGGUGGCCGACUCACUAUCCAAUUCUCGGUCAGACGACUACCAAAUCUCAAUAAUAAGCACCUUAAGCAGACGCGAUGAAAACCCGGCACGAUGUACAUUCCUCGAUCUCCCAGCAGAAAUCCGAAAUCACAUCUACGGCUACAUCGUCGGCAAGUUCGAGCGGAAAAUCACGGAUCAUUGCGGGAAAGAACGAUGCGUGACAACCGUCAAGGGCGUCUUUUCUCAGCUACCAAGAUCAAUUCGUGGUCUGCUCAAUACCUGCAAAACGAUAUGGCUCGAGCUUCUCUCGCUACUAUUUGGAUCAUAUACAUGGACUGCUGAUCUCCUCUUACGAACCUCCCCACCAGGGAAGAUUCUUACACGUUCGCACAAGAGUUGGCUCCGAGAACCGAGCACACUCUUCCAUCCGACAUCCAACAACAUUCGCCGUGUUAAUUUCCGAAUCAGAGACACCGUUCCAAGACCAGGGUCUUCACCAAAGCUUCUUUUGAUAUACACGAUCAAAAUACGUCUGGACGACCGCACGAAUGCUGGUGCUUUCACGGCUCGGGCCUCGGGGAUCGCAACGGGCAUACUUGGCGAAAGCCGUUAUGAUUUUCAAUUAGACAAGAGUAAAGCUCUGGAGCAAGUACUAGAGCAGGGCAUCAAUAGCGCACUGCAGGAGGUGGUCAAAGCGAAAUUGGAAUCAAGGCAGAGUUGCAGUUGCUUCACUGUGGAGGAAUGGCAGGGGCUUGUAUUGAAGCUUAAGGAGGCGUAUAUGGCGUGGAUUGUGGACGAGCAAGCACCGGAAUGAGGGACGGCUUGCGCGAAGAAGGCUUGUACGAUGAUAUAUCAUAAAAGGAAGAAGACCCUAGGUGUUUCAGAAUACCAGUCAUUCAAACAA